GUGGCCAGCAUGUCAAAGAUUGAACGACAAUAUUUAUUUCGGAACUAAGCACUUAACCAAGGCUUAAAGGUGUUUGCUUUUAUUUUUUCUACGCCAAAAAAUAUCACUGAAAAUUUAUAUAAAUUGAUGGGAUUGGAUCCCAAAGCGAGUAAUAGCUGAAAUGUCGUAUGAAGAUGACAAACUUUGCUGGAAGGACGCGGCUCGUAGGAUUUCAAAACUGCAGGAGUCGUCAUCUGACCGAUCAUUAAACUCAAACGUUAACGUAAUACUAGACGAACUGAAUUCUUUGGAUUAUGCAACAAGUGUGGUGGACAACGAAGAGAGUGCUUUACAAGUACUGUGUAAAUGUUGUACACUCAUACAGUCAGGAGGGAAUGAUGACUUUCUCAGCACAAAGUUCUGUCAACUGAUUGUUAAUCUGCUAGCAAAGCAAAAGGUUGACCUCAACCAGGAAACACUGAAUCAUCUCACCAGCUUCCUCAUUAACUGCAUCAAGAUUUGUAAAAAGUGGACUUUGCUGAACAUUUUACGAGCUUUAGGAUCUACUCUUUAUGAAAAUGGGUCACUCUGUGAACAGUUUGGUGAUAGACUAUUAGGUAAAGAUGGGGUGCUGGUGGGACUGUGCAGGGACAAGUCACAGGAGACUGAUGUUCUCUGCAACACUAUACAAUGUGUGGCUAAUAUAUGCAUGAGGUCAUCCAAUGGAUUACAUUUGGAUGAUAAAUUCAUAACACCAGCAUUCAACCUUCUUCUGGACCUUCUGCAAACUUCCAACCCAAACUCAUGUGGAACAGAGAUUGAACAUUUCAGGGUCAUCAAUGCAGUUUUGCGUGCUUUGUUAAAUGUUCUUGUUCUUGGGUGUGCAAAUCAGAGGUAUGAUCUUGGACCUCUCUUAGCAGCUCUUAAGAACUACAUGUUCUGUGGGUUGCCAGGCUACAAACCAGUGUACCCUGAGGAGAGGAACCACCAACUGGAGGAUCAACCAGGGAUUGAGCCAGAUGAUUUAUCCUCAGUCCACUUAGACACAAUACCUCAAAAAGAUCGUACGUACUCUGCCCUUAGCAAGAAGAAAAAGAGACGCUCUAACAACAAGAAGUCAAAACAAACUGCCUCACCUGUGGCACCCAAGCAAACAUCUGUUGGUAGCCUUUUAACAGAAGCACCAACACAAACAUUUUCAGCAAUGAAUUUAAAUAAUAGUUCAAGUAAAGAGGCUGGGCGUCAUGAGGACCAAUGUAUUAGUCUUAGACCCAGAAAUAUUCGAAGACAUGCGACACAUUACUCCAAAAGUAAUAGUUUUAGUCAAAAGAGCGACAGUCCGGCUCUGAAUACAAACACUCUUGAUAGAUCAGGUGCAGAAUCAUCAGGUUAUCACAGUGCAUCAAGCUUGUCCAAUGCAAGUUCUGACUCAGAAUAUUCUGACAGUGAGGCAGGACAGAUGGCAAGGUUAAGGUCUGUAACAUCAAAAGUUCGCCUGAAUGUUCUUCUUUGUCUUCAAGCUGUGAUUAAAAACACAGACAAAAAGGUUCUAUUUGGUUACUGGUCCUCGUUCAUUCCUGAUAAUACAAUGUCAGCAUCAUGGUCCAUUUUCACAACAAUUCUGAAGGAUCCCACUCCAAAGGGCCGAGCUGGUGGAGUGGCUGUCCUUAUGGACUUGUUGGAUGGCUCAAGACAAUUCUUGGUGGCUGCUGAAGAUCGAGAGCAGCACAGUUCUUCACCAUCAGCACGGCCUUAUACCUCUUUCUCUGCAAAACUGAGUGGAAUUGUGCAUGAACUUCACAGAUGUCUGCUGCAAGCUUUAGUGGCAGAAACAUCAGCUACUACUAAAGCCCAGAUAUUAAAGUGUCUGUCGAUUCUGGUACUGAACUCGCCAUACAACAGAUUGAAGGAAGGACUCGUCAGCAAAGUUGUCAGACAACUUAGGCCUUUACUCGCCCUCAAAGAUCCAAACCUGCAAACAGCAGUGUUAUCCUGUCUAAAAAUGGUUGUGUGCGUACACACCCCGCUACAAGAGGUGGUUGAAAUAAUGAGGCCAACUUCGGAGGAGAUCAACUUUGGGAACAGGAAUGUGUCCCAAAACAACAACAACACUACCCCUGACAGUGCCUCAGUUGAUUUGAAACCUGAUUUACAGGUUCCGCUUGAGUCUCCAUGGCUCAUAAACUGGUGUGUCAACACUAUAAAUAGGAGAGAAAACUCAUUGGUUGUGCGUUUGGAAGCUCUGCAGUUCUUGGGGUCCUUUGUGAAGAGCUAUGUCUUCUUACUAAGUCCCAUUGUGGUAGAGCGUCUCAGAAGUUUGGCCUGUUCAUGUUUAAAGGAUGUGGAUGUACCAUUCACGCUGUCUGCCAUGAAGCUUCUAGAGGAAAUUGCACGGGCAAUGUAUGCUGAAUUUUCAAGCCGUACUGAUAGGAAUGCAGUUUCUAAAGAACAGAUUUUACAAUUCUGGCUGAAGUUACUGGACGGUCCUCUCAUCACUGUUAUACAAGAGGGUAGCUCUGUGUCUGCUCCUUCUUGUAGUGCUGCAGUUGACUGUCUGUCAAACAUUGGAGCUGUUAUCUUUAACGAACUUGCAUUACACAAGCGUAUUCUUUGCAUCACCCUUUUACUUGGUUUGUCCAAUGAUGAAGACAAGAAUGUGAAGGCCUCAUCAGCACGUGCUCUGGGCGUGUUUGUUCUGUACCCUUGCCUGAGAGAUGAUGUGCUGUUUGUAGCAGACGCAGCUAAUGCCAUGCUCGCAGCCAUGGCGGAUCCUAAGAUAAUGGUGCGGAUGAAGGCAGCUUGGUCACUGGCUAAUCUCAGUGACUCUCUGGUGACGAAUAUGUCUUGUGGAGAUACCAGUUUUAUGGGGGAUUUUUCAGACAUGUUGCUAUUGAAGCUGUUGAAUACUUCCAUUGCAGCGGCGGAUGAUAACGAGAAGGUGAAGUCCAACGCUGUCAGAGCAUUAGGAAACUUUCUCCGCUACAUCAGGAUGUCAUCUUUGAAUAAACCGGGCUUUGUGGAGGCGGUGGAGAAUGCUGUUCAAGCGCUGGUGAGAAACGUCGGCUCAGGGCUUAUGAAGGUUCGCUGGAAUGCCUGUUACGCCGUUGGCAAUGUGUUUCGCAAUCCUUUCUUGCCAAUCGGCACAGCACCUUGGACGGCUCAGAUUUUCAUUGGUUUGGAAAAUGUAAUUCGCGACUGCAAGAACUUUAAGGUUCGUAUCAAUGCCGUCCUACCCUUGUCGAUCCCCCCAGAGAGGCGUUACUAUGGAGACGUGGCUCUGUACUGUCGGGUGUUCGCCACAUUGAUUGAUGCCUUGAAAGGUACUGAGAAGGUCACAGAGUUUAGUGAAUUCAAAUACAGAGAUCAUUUGAGGCAGCAGCUUUGCAAUUCACUUUGUCAUAUGACGCAAAUGAUGACCGAAGAAGACGCCAGUUCUCUUAGUUCUACGUUGAAGGAAAACUACGAUGCAUUGAAAGAUUACAUGGCAGAUUAUGUUCGGUACCUUCAAACUCAGGAGUCGUCAUUUGAAGAUCAAAAGGAAGAUAAUACAGCAAUUGAAAAAUUAUCCGCUGUACAGGGCGCUUACAGGCGAGUGCAUGAGGAGCUAGAGGCAUCUAAGCCCGCGGUUAAGAUCUUGCAAGAUGUUUUUGGAGAAUGGACCAAGGCUACAGGGACUGAAGAUGAAACGAGGACAACAGAACCAGUCAAGUCUGAGUGACAUCUUGGUUUCCAAACAUCAGCACGAAUUCUUAGUGGUUCAUGAAGAUAUUAUGCUUGGGGAGCCUCUAAGAGAAGAAGGAAAAAUAUUGUCUUGGUUACGGCGGAACCCAGAGAGAGAUUGACGAAAAAAAGAAACGUUUCACUCUCGAAGUUAACUUGGUCACAAAGUUUGUCAGUUAUUUAUUUUUGCUUCCUUCGGCUCAGACUUUGAAUUAAAGAAUUUAAACAAAGAAAAUUGAGGUAUCAUGUGGAAUGUCUUCGUCUGGAAAAAAAGUUUUAUUCUUGUCAUCACAUGCAAAAUGGGUGGGCACCAGGGAGGGGAUGAGCUUGCCACGUAUUGAAAGAUCAUCUGACCGAGAAUAUAGGUGCAACUCUAAACAAAAGGGAACACCUGAUCAACGCAGCGUAUAAAGAGUUAAAACUCCGUCGAUGUAAAUAUAAUUCUCAGUAGUGUCUGCCAUACAUUUCUUGCAAUUUUAGUUCUGAAAACAUAAUGCUAAAUCAAACCAUUUUCCCAAGUUCAUACUUUUAUCUCUUCUACUUGAAAAUGUAUUAAUCUUAACGGGGAGAUCCCAGGUCCAGAGAGGAGAAAGAUCACUAAGGCAGAAAAUUAGGGCGUGGCCGGGAUAAGUAGAACUCACUAAAGUAACAUACAGCAUCGACAGAAUGAUUCCUUGAAGGUCCUUACUUUUUAUCAAAAUAACUGA
This is a messenger RNA of Stylophora pistillata, 4406 nucleotides long. Its product is annotated as HEAT repeat-containing protein 6. The record is from RefSeq and is a predicted model, not a curated record. NCBI's taxonomy places the organism in Eukaryota, Metazoa, Cnidaria, Anthozoa, Scleractinia, Pocilloporidae.